GCCAGUUGUCGCUGGGGGCGAUGGCGAUGGCGGUGCCGGUGCCGGUGCUGGUGCUCCUGCCGGUCGUCCUCGCGGGGCUCAUGUCGCUGCCCUCCACGACUGCUAGCAUCGCGCCCGCGUGCAGCAGGUACGAGACGCCUGGAUGUCCGAGGGACUACAACCCAGUCUGCGGGACCGACGGCGAGACGUACCCCAACGAGUGCGUCCUCUGCGAGUCAAACAGGGAAAAUAAAAAGAAUGUCCAAAUUUUCCAGAAGGGAAGUUGCUGAUAUGACAGAUGGAAGCUUUUAAGAAAAUGAGAAGGGAACACGAGUCAAUCCAAAUAGAAACAUCUUAAUGUACCUUCUACAUAUCCUGUCUUAAUAAAUAAGUUUGCCUGCUUAAACAA
Messenger RNA from Rhea pennata, 388 nucleotides. RefSeq names its product serine peptidase inhibitor Kazal type 2 (gene SPINK2). Gene Ontology annotation, molecular function: protein binding; serine-type endopeptidase inhibitor activity. The transcript is spliced from 4 exons. The coding region runs from base 21 to 269 and encodes 82 amino acids. Gene Ontology annotation, biological process: spermatid development; negative regulation of serine-type endopeptidase activity. NCBI's taxonomy places the organism in Eukaryota, Metazoa, Chordata, Aves, Rheiformes, Rheidae. The record is from RefSeq and is a predicted model, not a curated record.